Messenger RNA from Mercenaria mercenaria, 4303 nucleotides. Its product is annotated as cartilage matrix protein-like. The record is from RefSeq and is a predicted model, not a curated record. Lineage: Eukaryota; Metazoa; Mollusca; Bivalvia; Venerida; Veneridae. The transcript is spliced from 12 exons. The coding region runs from base 160 to 2082 and encodes 640 amino acids.
AUAUAAAGGACAAAUUCCUCACAGUAUUAUAUAAUCUGCAUGUUGCAAAGACAGUAAAAGUCGCAGUACACUGAAAUAUAGAUUGAGAACGUUUUAAGUAUUUUUCAAUCUUAUCAGUAAUUCAAACUCUAUUCAGUGCAAUUUAAACUUGAAUUGAAAAUGUACUUCAUUGGAUAUCUAUUUGCUUUAAUGUGCUCUUUAACGGUAGCACAAAGGCGUACGUUAAGUGAUGUUGAGUAUUACUGUGGUAACAAACCAGCCGAUGUCAUGUUUGUUCUGGACGUUUCUAACAGCAUCUGGAGACCCGAUUUCCUCAAACAACUGGACUUCGUUAAAGACGUCAUUGGAAUGUUCAAAAUUGCUGAAAACGUCACGCGUGUUGGAGUGACAACUUUCAGCUCCCAUGUGUACCGUCAGUUCUACCUGAAUGACUACUACGAUAGAGACGACAUGAGGAAUGCUGUCUCCCGCAUACGUCAAAAUCAAGGCUACUCAACAAAUACAGGACUAGCUAUCUGGCACAUGCGCAAACGCAUGUUCAGAGAAAGGCGUGGCGCGAGAAAAAAUGUUGCAAAGAUUGCAAUUGUUCUCACGGAUGGUCAGUCCCAAAACAUCGCCCGCACAGUAUACGAAUCAUUUAAAUCCAAGGCACAGAAAAUUACGAUGUUUGCUAUUGGUAUCGGUAACCGGAUUAACGAAAAGGAACUGACAGGCAUUGCAAGUCAACCAUCUUCACAGUAUAUGUUUAAAGUGGACGGGUAUUCGGCUUUAGACGCCAUCAAAAGCACAUUGGCAGUUCGUACUUGCAGAGUGACGACACCUACCACUACAACAACAACAACGACGACUACCACUACCACUACAACAACAACAACGACCACACCAACCACUACUACCUCACUGUAUGACACAGCAAGAAGAGUAUGUGCCGGUAGAAGAACGGACGUUGUAUUCGCAAUUGACUCCUCUGAUAACAUCAACGACGAAGACUAUAUCAAACAGGCUGAAUUCUUCAACAAACUAUCAGAAAACUUUGAUAUCUCCCCGGAAUCGACGAGAAUUGGUUCUUUCUUGUAUAGUGACCAGAUUCAGGAAAUGUUUAACCUUGUUGAAUACGAAAGUCUUGCUGGUGUACAGAAAGGCAUGAGUAAACUUGGAAUGACUGCAGGUGGAAACCGCGUUGACCUGGCACUUAGCCAAAUGCUGACGAAAAGUUUUAGGAGGUCAUUUACUCGACCCGAGGCUUCGCAAGUUGGUAUCAUAAUCACCGGAAGUCCAUCGAAGUACUUGGAAGUCUCUAAGCAUAUUGCAAAGAAAUCGACCAAAGCUGGGGUCAAGUACAUUGCCAUCGGAGUUGGGGACACGGUUGAUGAUGAAGAAUUACGUAUUAUCGCAGGUUCCGACGAACAGCGUAUUUACAGAUUAGACAGCUUUGAUGAACUAGAUAAAAUUGUUGCAGAAAUUGCUUUGCAGACAUGUCAAGUUGCUAUUCCACCGCCAACUGUUCAGGACCAACAAUGUGGCAGUAAACAAGAAGCCGACAUAAUGUUCUUGAUGGACAGUUUGAAUGCUGGUAAACGCAAUACAAGGACGGCUUUGGGAUUCAUCAAGUCACUGAUUAAUGAAUUAGACAUUGAAAACGACAACAUCCACGUUGGUCUGAUGUCAGCUGAAUGUGAGGACGACAAAAUCGGUUUCGGUUUAGGAGCACACUCCAGCAAGCAUGAGUUUGAGCAAACUUUUAACAACAUGAAAGGCACAGACUUUACUAAAAUCAUUCAUACGAUGAGAAGAAGAUCUUUCAGAAGUACUAACGGUGCAAGAAAACAUGCGAAGAAAAUUGCAAUACUGAUUAUAGAUGGAAGCUUGGAAGAGCCGCUUAAGACUCUGACGGAAGCUCAAAGAGCGAAGAUACAUGGUGUUGAAGUUUAUGUUGUCCAGGUUGGCGAUGAUGAACCACAGGAGGAAUUAUUGAUGAUGUGCGAUGAGUCUUCAAACCAACAUUUCUUCAAUGUAAAAUCAUACAAAGAACUUGAAAAACUGAAAGACAGAUUAUUACAGUCAUUAUGUGAUGAACUUUAAGUUACAUGUGGACGUGGUAUGUGUGUUAAGCUUAUCUGUGAUUCCAAAUUCCAACAUUUCGACGACUCAGGGUAGAUGGUAUGGCCUGUUCGAUUGAGGAGUGGUUACGGCCUGGCUGUUCCAUAUAUAAAGUGUUGAAGUGGGUGAUGUACAUAUUAUUAACGUUGAAAUGGACCAAACAAAUGCCAUUAGCAAGGACAGCCGCUGUUACAACGUUGGAACGAGGUUUACAUUAAUCAGCAGGGACUGAAUGGAAACAAAAGUCUCCUACAUACUUUUGCAUAAUGCUUGAAACAUAUUAUGAAUUUGAGAUACUGAGUGAAAUGCAAAGUUUUGAAAUAGGAACAGAAUGCGAGAAAAUGUGGCUAAGUUGUGUUAUGAGGUCAUAUUUAUCUAUCUUGAAAAGACAAGAGCUGGCACUUUUAUGUUUGCGCUGUGAUGCAUGUGCUAAAUAUAAAGGGUAUAUGACAAUCCUCUUAAACCUUGUAAAUUGGCCACAAAAUACAUUGUCCAAAUAUAUAAGUUAUUCACCAAUGUACUUUGCAGCUUUAAUUAAGCUAGUUUCAUGAACAAUUUCUAAAAGAAUAUGCGAAACUUUUGGAGUUGCUAUAAGGACAUUGUGGGUAUGUGCAAUAUGAAGUAUACAAUCAAAUAUAUGGUAUAAGAUCGUUGUAGUAAUGUAGUUCUUAUUUAUAAAAAUGAUCCGAUACAAGGUUGAAUACGCGAUCCAGUUUAACGUAGUUAUUUCUGUAUAAUUGUAAAUAACAUUCAAAUAUUUGCUUGUUAUAUCUUAUUUGUGAUAGUCAUUGGGGUGCUUUCGAUGUUGUUUGUUCAGUCCAGUGUUAUAAACUCGGCUCUGCCUUCGGCUAUAUCCGUGAUAAACUGGUAUCACCACUGGCUGUAUCCGGGAUAACUCGGCUCUGCCUACAUCUGUGAUAACAGCGCUCUGACCCUAGCCUAGCCUGCAUUGCGUCAUGCUACUUUCAGCCUGAAAGACAGUGGUUAAAGCUUGAUAUGUAAUUUAUAGAAAAUAACUAAGAUUGAUUUUACAGCUCAUAAUGAGUUAAAGGUAGCCAUUAUCUAUAAAGUAUAUAUUAAACACUAACUGCAAUGCGAUUCUAUAUUUAUGUCAUUAUAUUUUUGUCUAUAUGUUAUCAUCAAUUAACUUAUUUUUUUCUCUUGUAACACUUUAUUAUUUUGUGUAGUCUGUUAGAUAAUGUGUUAAAAAGUGAUUUCUUUAACAUUUAUUUACGAUCAUUUAAUAUUAAAGUAAGAAUUUUUCUAAAGAUGUAUACGUAUUAUGGUCAGUUCGAAACCAAACGUUCUAUCAUAAACGCAAUUCUUGAAGAUGGGAUAUUCUACAGGGAGGAAUAGUUGAUGACAUGUCGAAUCAUAUGUCAUUCAUUUUAUUAACAUAUCCAAUGUAUUUUUGUGAAGUUGUAUAAAGUAUUUGAUAAAGCCGAGAGCUUCGAAAUUUGUCCUCGAUAUAAUUUGUUUUAUGAUCUGACAAACAUAUUUUCAGCUAGUAUGCUUUUUAGUACAUCAAUAAAUGGGUGAAAUUAGGCUUUUAAAUAUAUGCAAAAAUGUUGAUGGUAUCAGUACACAUGACAUGAUUUUAAUAGUCAGGCUGAAGAAAGUUAAUUCAAAAUGCUCUACGCUUCAAACGGUAGCAACAAGUAUGGAAAUAUGGGACACGUCGCAGUAAAUUAUAGUAUACACAUUGGUUGUUGUUAAUUCAUAUUAUGAAAAUAAAUUAGUCCUUGUUAUUAUUAUUCCUUGAAGACAAUGGGAAGUCUAGACAUACAUCCGCUUUUUUAUGACCUUGUUAUUUAUUACAAGACACAUGCCUUUUAUUUUCAAAAUUGGACCAUACAGUUUUUUUAAUUUGCUGAAUUUCUUUCAAUUAUCUUGUACUAAAAUAUAUUUUCAUAAAAUUAAGGACCUCUCUCAUUAGAAUGAACACUGUAUUAAGAAAAACUAUAUAUUUCACAUGUAUAUUCACUUGAUCAUCUUUAUGAUAUUGCAUUAAUGUAAUCAUUUGAGAUCAUAUCUAAAACAUAAUAUGGAAAUGUGCUUACAUUGAUGGUAUUCCGUUUUGAAAUGAUGUUUACCUAUUAUUUAUUUUUUCAGAUAUUUUGUGUACAUUUAUGUUAUAAUCAUUAACAUGUUGAUUGUGAAAAAUCAGUUUUAAUAAAUUUUAUUAAUAAACCUGUAAAGUAAA